AUGAAUACGUUACAGUACAUUAUCAUCACCAUCACAUUAUCCGUCAUCGCCACCGUAUCCUCCGGUUUCAACAUUACCGAUAUGUUGUCGCGGUUUCCACAAUACAGCAUGUAUAACAACUACCUGACCCAAACAAAACUUUGUGACGACAUAAACAUUCGAAAUACAAUCACUGUCCUUGUGUUUGACGACACGACGAUGAAAACACUCGUUGCCAACCAGCCGCUUCCGGUUGUCAAAACCUUGUUGGGUAUUCAUGUUUUAUUGGAUUAUUUUGAUUAUGAUAAACUUUUGGAUAUAUCAGAGGGUACCGUAAAAUCAACGACGUUGUAUCAAACAACAGGAAAUGCCGUUGGUGAAACCGGUUAUGUUAACAUAACGGAUUUGGUUGGUGGUCAGAUCGGGUUUGCAUCCGCUCAAGGAUCCAAACUCGUAUCUUUAUAUACCAGAUCCGUUAUGAAAAUGCCUUACAAUAUUUCCAUUGUUGAAGUUAAUUCACCAAUCAUUCCACCUGGUAUAUUGGGUGCAAAUACAACUUCACCGUCUUCAAAUGUUAAUAUAACCAGCGUUUUUGAAAAUGCUGGUUGUAAGACAUUUGCCAGAUUGGUUGUGGAAUCAGGUGUUUUAAAAGUGUAUGAGACCGCACAGCCCAAUGGGCUCACGGUGUUUGCACCUACGGAUUCCGCUUUUAAAGCACAUGGGCUACCAAAUUUAAACAAUGUAACAAAUAGUGAUCUUAUUUCGUUGUUAUUGUUUCAUGGUAUUUCAAGUUACAUUCCUAAAGCUAGUUUGAAGAUGGAGCAUGGACCGGUUAAUACAUUAGCCACACAUGGUGAUUUGUUAUACAAUUUCACAGUUCAAACAAAUGGUGAUUCGGUUACUAUUGAUUCUGGAGUUGACAUUACGCGUCUUGAGACCAUGGUUCUUGAUUCUAUUCCUGUAUCAGUUUUUAGAAUCGAUAAUAUUCUUCUUCCAAAAUUGUUGUUUCACAAAUCUAGAGUUUCUGCACCUGCCCCUGCCCCUGCCCCAGAAAGUAGUACUGCUUCUGGACCGAUUGCUUCAUCGCCUGCCCCUGAAGCGGAUACUUCACCAGAGGAUUCGCCUCCUGCUCCUCCAGCUACAUCAGUCUCAUCAUCUCCGAGUAGUGGUCUUGCUCCGGCGGAUGGCCCGGCUGCAGAUAUGGGAACCAGCAAUGCGAGUGAGGCAUACAAGGGUAACAAAGCCUCAAUGCUGUUGGUAGCUCUAGUUACAUUAUCAUUUUCUGGCAUUAUGUCAUUUAUUGUUGCUUAG
Messenger RNA from Erigeron canadensis, 1290 nucleotides. RefSeq names its product fasciclin-like arabinogalactan protein 10. Gene Ontology annotation, cellular component: plasma membrane. The record is from RefSeq and is a predicted model, not a curated record. Bases 1 to 1290 code for a protein of 429 amino acids. NCBI's taxonomy places the organism in Eukaryota, Viridiplantae, Streptophyta, Magnoliopsida, Asterales, Asteraceae. The transcript has a single exon.